This is a messenger RNA of Sinocyclocheilus rhinocerous, 1244 nucleotides long. Its product is annotated as peripheral myelin protein 22-like. Bases 149 to 622 code for a protein of 157 amino acids. Gene Ontology annotation, cellular component: plasma membrane. NCBI's taxonomy places the organism in Eukaryota, Metazoa, Chordata, Actinopteri, Cypriniformes, Cyprinidae. The transcript has 5 exons. The record is from RefSeq and is a predicted model, not a curated record.
CUCCAUACAGCACAUUAAUCUAGUCGCAGGGAUCUGGACUUUGGAAAUACGCAGUACUGUUGACUCGAGUGGCGCGGCUGCAUUUCGGCGUUUUCAUCCAUUUUUGUGGACUUACUUUCGCUUUGCUCGCAAACCGUAAGGAAACAUCAUGCUUCUUCUCUUACUGGGAAUCGUCGUUGUGCAUGUGGCAGCACUGGUUCUGCUCCUCGUGUCAACUAUAGUCAGUGCAUGGGCUGUUAACCCCAACAGCAGUUCAGACCUCUGGACAAACUGCACCACAUUUAAUGGAUUUUCCAGAUGUGACCCUGCUGACACUGGAGUUUGGAUCCAGGCAGUCCAAGCCCUCAUGAUCCUGUCAAUCAUCUUCAGCUUUCUGUCUCUCUUCCUGUUCUUCUGCCAGCUCUUUACUCUUCAGAAGGGUGGACGUUUUUUCCUCACUGGAGCAUUCCAGAUCUUUGCUAGUCUUUUCAUUAUGUGUGGAGCUAUCAUUUAUACGGUAAUGAACUCUGAAUGGGUCCCUGAGACAGAGUCCUACGGCUUUUCCUACAUCCUGGCCUGGGUAGCCUUCCCUCUGGUGCUCAUAAGCGGCUUAAUCUACGUCAUCUUGAGAAAACGAGAGUGAGGUGGCACCACCCUCUUGUGGGCGCCACCUGGAAAUACAGCUUUGAAGCCAAAGUAUCGCACUGCAUCCACAGAGAAGUGAAAUCACGCAGUAUCUUCACCCAGCGGGGUCAGUCAAAAUCAACACCACUGCCACCCCGAAAAGACAUAUUCAAUACUGUCAUCAUUUGAAGAUGUGUAUAUAGUAUCUUUGGUUUAAAACCUAUUUAUAACACUUUUUACAUGUAUGUACAUAGUAUUUUAUGUUUGCUCUGUUGACAAAGAACAAAGAAGUGCCUAGAGUGUGUGUUUGUCGAAGAAACGUGCAUCAUUAGCCAUAAUGUGUGUCUGUGGCAAGUUUUCUUUCCUUAUAAGGCCAAAAAUACUGCUAAAAAGGUUUUGAUGUAUUUUAACUAAAGUGCAUGUAUUACAUUAUAGGGACAAUGAAAGGAAGUGUUUUCAAUGAAGCUGCAUUGAGAAUUCAUAGAUGAAGUAACUUAAACACCAUAGUUAGAUCGGCAGUUUUGAACGUUGUUUUUUUUUUCUUAAUUUCCAACAAAAAUGGUGCUAUGUAUUUACCAUUCCUUUAACUAAUAGCCAUUUAGAUUUUAUUUAGAAGGACAUAACAUGACUGAAAUCCAAAA